CGGCGGGCGGCGGAUGGCCAAGGUGGUGCGCAACUUCUUGCAGGCCCAGCAGGUGCAGGCGCCCGUGGAGCUGUACUCGGACUGGCUCUCCGUGGGCCACGUGGAUGAGUUCCUGAGCUUCGUGCCCACCUCAGACCAAAAGGGCUUCCGGCUGCUCCUGGCUAGCCCCACAGCCUGCCUCAAACUGUUCCAGGAAAAGCGAGAGGAGGGCUACGGGGAGGCCGCCCAGUUCGAUGAGUUGAAAUACCGGCAGAAGAGAAGCAUUAAUGAGAUGCUGGCGGACAGACGCCUCCGGAGUGACAGUCUCUAUGUACAGAAAUGCAUUGACUGGAAUCGCGAGGUGCUGAAGCGGGAGCUGGGCCUGACGGAGCAUGACAUCAUCGACAUCCCCCAGCUCUUCUUUCUGGCAGGCUCCUAUGCGGAAGCCUUCUUCCCUGACAUGGUCAACAUGGUGGUCUUAGGCAAGUACCUGGGCAUCCCUAAACCCUUUGGUCCCAUCAUCAAUGGCCGCUGCUGCCUGGAAGAGAAGGUGCGGUCCCUGCUGGAGCCUCUGGGCCUCCGUUGCAUCUUCAUUGAUGACUUCCUGUCCUACCAUGAGCUACUUGGAGAGAUCCACUGUGGCACCAAUGUGCGCCGGAAGCCCUUUCCCUUCAAGUGGUGGAACAUGGUGCCCUGAGCCUGCUCCCCACCAGCCAUCCUCUCUGCCCACCAGCUGGGGAACCAACCCCAUCAGGGUGAAGGCAGGGCAUCUCCACCUGACCUCCAUCCUCUUUGAGGAGCCUU
Molecule: messenger RNA, 783 nt
Organism: Orycteropus afer afer
Lineage: Eukaryota; Metazoa; Chordata; Mammalia; Tubulidentata; Orycteropodidae
Source: RefSeq, a predicted model, not a curated record